Messenger RNA from Raphanus sativus (radish), 1917 nucleotides. RefSeq names its product triacylglycerol lipase SDP1-like. Gene Ontology annotation, biological process: lipid metabolic process. The transcript is spliced from 3 exons. The record is from RefSeq and is a predicted model, not a curated record. Bases 212 to 1708 code for a protein of 498 amino acids. Lineage: Eukaryota; Viridiplantae; Streptophyta; Magnoliopsida; Brassicales; Brassicaceae.
UCUCGGUGCGUUUCAUGUCGGUGUGGUCAGGACUUUGGUGGAGCAUAAGCUCUUGCCUCGGAUAAUAGCUGGUUCUAGCGUUGGCUCCAUAAUCUGUUCGAUCGUAGCCACAAGGUCUUGGCCGGAGCUACAGAGUUUCUUUGAGAACUCUUUGCAUUCUCUACAGUUCUUUGAUCAGCUAGGAAGCGUUUUCACAAUCGUUAAAAGAGUCAUGACGCAAGGCGCUUUACACGACAUCAGACAGCUGCAAUGCAUGCUUAGAAACCUCACAUGCAAUCUCACGUUCCAAGAAGCUUAUGAUAUAACAGGGAGGAUUCUAGCGAUAACGGUUUGCUCUCCAAGAAAGCAUGAACCGCCUCGGUGUCUUAACUAUCUGACUUCGCCUCAUGUGGUUAUAUGGAGCGCAGUGACUGCUUCUUGUGCGUUUCCUGGUCUCUUUGAAGCUCAAGAACUAAUGGCUAAAGAUAGAAGUGGAGAGAUUGUGCCGUAUCAUCCACCUUUCAAUUUAGAUCCUGAAGAAGGUACUGAAUCAUCUACACGCCGGUGGAGAGAUGGUAGCUUGGAGGUUGACUUACCGAUGAUGCAGCUUAAGGAGCUGUUCAAUGUCAAUCAUUUUAUCGUGAGCCAAGCUAAUCCUCACAUUGUUCCUUUACUGCGUCUAAAGGAUAUAGUUCGAGCUUAUGGUGGUAGAUUCGCAGCAAAGCUUGCGCAUCUAGUGGAGAUGGAGGUAAAACAUAGAUGCAACCAGGUACUAGAGCUUGGCUUUCCUCUCGGUGGACUUGCAAAGCUUUUUGCUCAGGAGUGGGAAGGUGAUGUAACAGUUGUAAUGCCUGCUACUCUUGCUCAGUACUCGAAGAUUAUACAAAACCCUACUCAUGUGGAGCUUCAGAAAGCGGCUAACCAAGGAAGGAGAUGCACUUGGGAGAAGCUAUCAGCCAUAAAAGCAAACUGUGGCAUCGAGCUUGCGCUUGAUGACAGUGUAGCUAUUCUUAACCAUAUGCGUAGGCUCAAGAGAAGCGCCGAGAGAGCCGCUGCUGCUGCUGCUGGCACGUCCUCGUCUCAUCACGGUUUGGCUUCAACCACAAGGUUCAAUGGUUCUAGAAGAAUCCCAUCUUGGAACGUCAUUGCCAGAGAGAACUCGACUGGUUCACUCGAUGAACUAGUCGCUGACAGUAAUCUCCACGCGUCUUCAGGCAAGGCUUUGAGCGAGAGUGAAACAGAGAGCGUGGAGCUGAGUUCUUGGACUAGAACUGGUGGACCUUUGAUGAGAACAGCUUCUGCUAAUAAGUUCAUUGACUUCGUUCACAGUCUUGAUGUUGACAUUGCAUUGACCAGAGGAUUUAGUAGCAGCCCGACUUCUCCAGCGGUUCCUGGCCCAUUUAGUCCAAGCUUUAGCCCAGACUCAAGAUCCAUGGACAGCAAUAACAACAUGCUUGGAGCAAAUACUUCAAGCAUAAUAGUUACUGAAGGUGAUCUUCUACAGACUGAGAGAACGAGUAACGGUUUUGUGUUGAACGUUGUUAGAAGAGAGAACUUGGGAAUGUCUAUUGGGAAUCAGAACACAGAGCUGCCAGAGAGUCUACAGCUCGAUAUACCUGACAAGGAGAUGGAUAGUAGCUCUGCAUCAGAACAUGAAGUAGACCAAGAAGGUGAUGAUGAUGAAGAAGAGGAAGAACAUAACUGCUCGGAUCCUGUUACGGUUUCUUGAGAAUAUUCAGGUUUACAAGAACCGAUGACUGGUAGUGUUAUAGAUGCUUAGUCUGAUUGAUUGGAGUGAGACUCUUGUUCAACAAGAGUUUGGAUGUUUUCAUAGUGCUUUGUAAAUUGUAGUAUAAGCCAUAAUGUGCAUGUUGUGUAUGUAUGUAUGUUUGCAAUAUUUAUUAUUUGAAAAUUCAAUUAUUAAUUUGUGGAAUAGAA